CCCUCUCUCUCAUAUGCCCAUCGCCAUCAUCAUCAUCGACCCCUCGAGCUCUGCUCCAUCACCAACUUGGAACUUCUGUCCCGACUCUGUUUCUCUUUCGGCUUUUCCCCACUUGAAAAAAAGGACGAGGAGGAAAAGUUGACAUAAACUCCAUAAACCCUAGUUCCCCCAACCCCAGCGCAGUGGGAAAGAAAGAGCUGUUCAGAAAAAGGAACGAGGAGAGAAGAUUGUGACCUUUUCGCAGCAUGGGCCAGAAACCCAGCGAGGCUUGUUCUCUUCUCUCCAGAACAUCGGAAGGAGAUGGUAGACCCCGUUUGAAUCCGAUGGCCGAGCCUUACACGCCACCUCAGCUCGCUCCCCAGAAGGUCCAGCAGCACCACCACCUGUUUCCACCUCCGCGCCUGGUGUUCGCAAGCUGGGGGCUUCCUUCGCCUGUUCAUUAUUAUCUGAACCCUCAACGCCGCAUGACGUUCUGCACUCGACCCAUCAGACACGGUGAGCAUGCGACCCCGAGGAAGCCCUGCCUAGUCUCCGGUGGUGAUCUUGGGAAGAAUCUCGGGAAAACGGAGGUUCCAAGAGCACCCUUUUGCAAGGAGAGGAGGAGAGGCGGUGUUCGGAGCUUUGUGCCUCCUCGGUCGAUGAGAGAGAGACAGAGGCACGGGAACCUGAUCACGGCCUCCUGCGGAGAGCGAAAAUGGGUUCAGAGGCAACACGACAGCAGCGACGAGAACAAACAUGGUCACGAUGGAGCUGUGCUUGGUAAGGCUUGCGUUGUUGCGGAGAAUGCGAAGAGCGACGAUGUUACUCGCAAUGAUCCGAAGGUUGUACUCAACGGAAGCACGACGGUCAUGAUUCGGAACAUCCCUAAUCAGUUCAAGAGAAAAGAUUUGCUGUACAUACUGGACAAGCACUGCGAGGAAGCGAAUGCCAUGGCGGAUUCGGCGGAGGACCAGUCCGAGUACGACUUCGUCUACCUUCCGGUGGACUUCAAGACUAAGGCCAACAAGGGUUAUGCCUUCGUGAACUUCACGAACCUGACCGGGGCGUCGGGGAUGUACCGGGCUUACCACAACUUCAGGUGGGAGUGUCUCCCAAUCAAGAACUUGAACUUCAGGAGCAGGAAAGUGUGCGAAAUUAGCCCCGCAAAGAUUCAGGGCAAGGUAGCGUUGGAGGGCAGCUUAAAGAACAGGACCUUCCCAUGUAGGGAGUACCAGCCGGUGGUCACCACUGAAACGCCACGCGAUGGCCGCCAGAAGAACGGUAUGCUCGUCGUCAUCGGGAAAUGUCCAGGUGCAGCUUCGGCACAAGAAACUGGAGCCAAAGCUCCCGCAGUGUCCGUGAACCAGGUUGACAGAUAGGUGGAGGCAUUUUCGGUUUACCACAUAACGGAGUUGAGCGUUCUCCUUCCCGUGUUUUCAUUCUCUCCCCGGAGGAAACAUGAGACGAAGUCCGGGGUGAAUUGGAAACACAUGGACUCGGGAACUUUUCCUUUGUGUUUUGCUGUCUUGUCUCUUUUUUUAAGGAAGAUACGAUGCAUCGUUUGUUCUACUUGGGUUCAUGAAAGAGGUGUUUGUAACAUACCUAUAUUUGGGGCGUUCCGGUAUAACUGGUUCUCCUUAAGUUUAGACAGGCUGUACAUUUGCCUGUUCUUAAUCAGGCAUUAUCACCGUUAUACUUCUGUUUGUUUUGCUUUGCUUGAUCGAUGCUCUCUUGUGUCCUGAACGAGUAAAACCUCUCGCCUUGGCCCGGUCUCUUAUCUCCACUGUUGAUUGCCGGUGCUCAGGAUGUUGAUUCUGCAUGAUCAUCAGCGGAGAUUAAUGGAUUCAUGUGGACCUGGGUCUAGUAAAGAAU
Rhodamnia argentea is the source of this 1851-nucleotide messenger RNA. Its product is annotated as protein terminal ear1-like. The record is from RefSeq and is a predicted model, not a curated record. Gene Ontology annotation, molecular function: nucleic acid binding. The transcript is spliced from 4 exons. Lineage: Eukaryota; Viridiplantae; Streptophyta; Magnoliopsida; Myrtales; Myrtaceae. The coding region runs from base 246 to 1358 and encodes 370 amino acids.